Molecule: messenger RNA, 1489 nt
Organism: Linum tenue
Lineage: Eukaryota; Viridiplantae; Streptophyta; Magnoliopsida; Malpighiales; Linaceae
Source: the annotation of a GenBank genome assembly
GCCAGAUCCUACGUUCCGCUCUAUUACGACGGCUAUCACUGUUGCUGCCAGCAGCUGGGUUAUUGAUCUGAGACGGUUUUCCAAGUUCUUUGUGAGUUGAGAGUGUCCCUUCAACAAUGAAGCGGUUCUUUAAGCCGAUAGAGAAGGAUGGGUCUGCGAAGAAACCUGCAUUGGAACAACAGGGCAAUGGUGAGCAGCCGGAUGGGGCAGCUGACUCGGGAGUUGGGCUGGCGAAUCAGAACCAGCAGCCGUUGAAAUUCGUAACGUGGAAUGCCAAUAGCUUCCUUCUUCGCGUAAAAAACAACUGGCCUGAGUUCUGCAUAUUCGUCUCCCGCAUCGACCCUGAUGUUAUCGCCGUCCAGGAAGUAAGAAUGCCUGCUGCUGGUUCAAAAGGUACACCCAAAAACCCAGGGGAGUUGAAAGAUGAUACAAGCUCAUCACGGGAGGAAAAAAAGAUACUGAUGCGUGCCCUUUCUAGUCCGCCAUUUGGAAGUUAUCGUGUUUGGUGGUCCCUCAGUGACUCAAAGUAUGCUGGUACAGCCUUGUUGGUAAAGAAGUGUUGUCAGCCUGUAAAGGUCUCUUUUUCACUUGAUAGAACAGGUACAAAGCAUGAACCAGAUGGCCGAGUUAUUCUAGCUGAAUUUGAGACAUUUCGCCUAUUAAAUACAUAUUCACCAAAUAAUGGAUGGAAAGAGGAGGAAAACUCAUUUCAGAGGAGAAGAAAAUGGGAUAAAAGGAUGCAGGAGUUUGUUCUUAAAUCAUCAGACAAGCCUCUGAUAUGGUGUGGCGAUCUGAAUGUUAGCCAUGAAGACAUAGAUGUGAGUCAUCCAGAAUUUUUCAGUGCAGCAAAGCUCAAUGGUUACAUACCUCCAAAUAAAGAGGAUUGCGGCCAGCCUGGGUUUACUUUGAACGAGAGGAAGCGAUUUGGUGCCAUAAUGAGAGAGGGAAAGCUGAUUGACGCCUACAGAUUUUUGCACAAGGAAAAGGAUAUGGAGGGUGGUUUCUCAUGGUCUGGAAACCCAAUCGGGAAGUAUCGAGGCAAAAGGAUGCGCAUAGAUUAUUUCUUAGUCUCUGAGAAGCUGAAAGAUCAGAUUGUAUCCUGUGAGCAUUGGGGGCGUGGAAUUGAACAGGAAGGUUUUUAUGGAAGCGACCAUUGUCCAGUUUCCCUUGAGCUUUCACCAGCCACGUUAGAUGCCAACGGCAGUCACGUUCCAGCAGAAUCUUAGUUGUUAAUAUGCUUUGUGAUUUGCUGGAUAGCCCCAGUUUAGUGUGAGAAACAAUUAUCAAGUUUUUAUUUAUUAGAAACCUGCCGUUUGAGUCUGCAAGAUCUUGAUCUCCUGUGUAAAGUUGAUGAGUUGUGUUGGAGUUCCACAUGCAUAACCUUGGUAAAUGUUAGCUUACAAGAGAUCCUAGACAGCUGGACUUAAUUUUUCUCUAUUUAGUUAAUAUUUAGUUAUUUAACAUAUAGUUUGGUAUAAAAUGAAUUUCA